UGUCAAAUUGUCAAUAAAGUAUAAACUUUUCAUUGGAAUUUAGCAUUUUUCCAAAAUAACAUGUGAAACAAACAAUAUUAAAACUUAGGUUGCAUUUUAUUUCUACUGCUAUGCCGUGUACUUAACGCCUUUUGUAUAUUCCGUUUAAUUAUUUUAAUCAAAAUGGGCACGAAGUGUUUCCAAGAUAGCUUUAUGGCAAAAUACUCAGCGUUCAGUCCUUAUCGUAUGAUACAAAGAGAAUGUGGGUUCCAAAAACCAAUUGGUGCUGGGGAUGCAAUGGCCCGUAGUCUCUAUUGUGGUAUGAAACCCAUAGCGUCCUGGGACUGCGAUCAGUACAACGCUCUUCCCACGGGUGGUGUAUUCAACCUUGAAUUUUCCCCAGACGGGUCUCUCUUAGUAGCAGCUUGUGAAAGAAAGUCUAUUCAAAUAUUUGAUCCACUUACUCACCAAAGGAUGCAUUCAGUAAAUGGAGCUCAUUCAGAUUGUGUUAAUUGUGUUAAAUUUUUAGAUGGAAGAAUGUUUGCGACAUGUUCAGACGACACAACAAUAGCCUUGUGGGACGUCAGACAUCUGAAGAAAAAGAUAAGAUCACUGCUUGGCCAUUCCAAGUGGGUGAAAAAUAUAGAAUUUUCCGUAAAAGACAAAUUACUAGUCACAUCGGGGCUCGAUGGCAGUAUAUUUACAUGGGACAUCAAUUCAUAUACAGAAUUUAAUCUGGUAUACCAAAGAGUAUUUCAUGCGCCUGGUUUGAUGAGAUGUCGCUUGUCACCAGACGCAAGGCAAAUGGUGAUGUGCACUACAGGAGGACUACUUGUUAUUAUCCAUGACCUAAAUUUGUUGACGUUAGCACAGGACUUGCAUGGAUUUAAGCCAAAUUUAUAUAGGUUGAUGCAAAUGAGCCAGCAAUUAAUUCCGAUAGCUGCUAUGUAUGAUCAUCUAUUUGACCCAAAAAGAACUGAAAACAGAGUUGAAUUUGUGUCCGACUUUCCUGAAGGGAAUGAUGCUGAGGUUGUUAGCGCUCUUCAGAUUCAUCCUCAAGGUUGGAGUGCAUUAAGCAGAAACAUAAGCCAUGAUGACAGAUCUGAGUGGUCGUGCAUCCACGACAUCCAACCGGUAAGCUCGCGCGACAAGAGCGUGCGGGACAGCUCGCCGCCGCCGCCCGCGCCGCGCCGCCCCGCACCGCGCCGCACGCCGCGCCGCCGCACGCGCCCCUACCGCGUGCCACGCCCCAUGGCGUCCGUGCCGCCUAUACCAACGGUGGAUCGGUCCCGCGAGCGGCAGGAGCGCGAGGAGGCGGAGCCCGAGGCGGGGCCGAGCUCCGGCUCGUCCAACGAGGCUUCGCCCCAGCCUGUCCCCGCGAGAUUCGGGUUGGGACUGUCCAGUAUUCAAAAUGACGUGUGGGAGGCGUCCAUAACGAUCAAACAACAUAGAAUGCUUCAAGAAAUGUAUAGCAGAGGUCAAGUGGGGCGCAACUUCAACAUGCAGCGCAUCCUCGGCAUCAACACGGGUAUCACGCCGCCGUCGGCGCUGCGGCCGCGGCCCGCGCGCCCCCCGCCGCGACUAGCACCCGCGCCUCCGCCCCCGCUCGCCCCCGCACACAGCGGCUACAGCAUGAUGCCGUCCACAUCAGGCCACACGCCGAACACGGCGCGCGAGCGGGACAGCGACUCGUGCGACGAGGAGCUCGACGGGAGACAGCAUAUACGGCAGAAUGUGGAUCGACUGCUCUACUAUAUUGAGGAGACGAAUGAAGGCAGAGGGUUCAUUAAGGAACUAUGUUUUUCCGCGGACGGUCGGCUGGUAUGUUCGCCGUUCGGUAGAGGUAUGCGUCUAUUGGCACUCAAUGACAACUGCAGUGAGCUCUCUCACGUCGUACAAGAUCUCAAUGGACCGGCUCAGAUGAGGGACGUGGGCCAGAGCCUCGGCAUCCACCAGGACCUGGUCGUCAGCUCCAAGUUCAGUCCACGGCACCACCUGCUUGUUACUGGCUGCCUCGAAGGCAAGAUCGUGUGGUACGAGCCGUAUAGCGGCGAAGCUUUGUACUAAAUCAGUUUAUUACCAAGAGAUUUAAAAUCAAUCAAUGAACUAUGUAUUAUGUUUACACUGAGUCUGUACCAAGUUUUACCAGCGCAACAGAUAGCCAAAAUGUACUUAGUUUAUAAUUUUUAUGCAUUGUCCGUAGACCAUAUUGUUUUCACUAUUUUAAGCAUUAAAACAUGAUUUUAAAUUUGUUGAGCCCCACUAUGUUUGACCAGGUUCCUAUUGGUUUUUUACUGCCGAUCAUUCUUAAUUUUAAGCAUAGUAUAGAUUUUAACUCGGCGUCGACAGGAGAUAGUGAAUUAUAAUUGUAUAAUAAAUUUUAGUUGUUAAUGUAAUAUAAAAUUAAGUAUAAGAACUGCAUUUGGUAAGAGAUAAUCAAAUAAAACACGUUUGUACAACAACAGGUUAUAUUAAAAUAUACAUCUACAUGAUUCUGUGGAAAUCUGAUAUAAUUUUGAGUUAAUAAAGAGGAUUGUGUAUGGUU
Molecule: messenger RNA, 2524 nt
Organism: Colias croceus (clouded yellow)
Lineage: Eukaryota; Metazoa; Arthropoda; Insecta; Lepidoptera; Pieridae
Product: DDB1- and CUL4-associated factor 10 homolog
Exons: 11
Coding region: 163-2046 (627 amino acids)
Cellular component (GO): Cul4-RING E3 ubiquitin ligase complex
Molecular function (GO): protein binding
Source: RefSeq, a predicted model, not a curated record